Messenger RNA from Symsagittifera roscoffensis, 1715 nucleotides. Its product is annotated as myb-like protein X. The record is from RefSeq and is a predicted model, not a curated record. Bases 211 to 1638 code for a protein of 475 amino acids. NCBI's taxonomy places the organism in Eukaryota, Metazoa, Xenacoelomorpha, Acoela, Convolutidae. The transcript is spliced from 3 exons.
CCAAUCCCGGAGCUGUUUUCAGAUAAUGAACUAGAGUUUGACUCUUUCUCAUACCACCAAAGUGUCACCCAUGCUACAACGGAAAUUGAAACAACUUCAAUUAGGCCUACAUUUCUUGAAACUUGAAUGGAAGGGAAUUGGUUAUAAAUAACCUGACAUUGUAUUUGCCGACGGCGGAGACCCAUCUCCUAAGGCAUCAGAGGAGAAGAGAUGUACAAUGGUAGGAAGUGGUACGGGUCACCUGGCAGUCGCAGGAUGGGAACGGCGGGAGGAGGGGGGAUGGCUCUGAGCAUGAACCACUAUCACCACCACUAUGGGGCGAGGGGAGACGACUUCGGGAGCAACAGAAUAGCGUCGAACCUCGUGUUCCUGCUCGUGUUUGGCUUUCUCUUCUUCAUGGCACAAUUCAUCAUAGUGUCUCGUCUGAACCCUGACUCCCUAGUGAACCCCAAACACCACAAGAGCAAGUACUCAGCCGUAGAAAACAUGAACACAGGAGGCCGGGAGUUCCUCAUCGAGAAACAUAUGAAGGACCAUGAAGAAACUAUUCAGAGGCGACGAAGAUUAAGAGACCACCACGAGGAGGUGAAAUCGAAGACAGAAAACAACAAUAAUGACGCAAGAACGAUAGAGUUGGAAAAACGUGAACAAAUUCCAGAAGCCGGCGAAACAGAUCCAAAACUAAGCCAAGAAGAGGGAUCAAAAACUGUUAAAGAAGCUAAGAGUGAUAAUCAAGAAAAAGACGAAGACACGCAGACGAAAGAUGUCAAAAACUUAAAUGACAAAGAUAAAGAAACUGGUCCAAAAGAUAAUGCUAAAACAGAUGAAAUUCAGCGAUUUAAAGGGAGUGCUGAAAGUUUGAGUGAUAACGAGAAAAUUGAAGUUAAAGUUGAAGACAGUUCAUUGGAAGGUUCUAAAGUAAAUGUGCCUUCACUAGAUUCAGAAAAGGAGGGAGAAAAUAAUUUACAACCAGGUAGUCAAAUAUCGAAAAAAGAAGCAGAGUCCUCCGGUAAAAACGAUAAUUUGAAGGCUCAGAAUGUAGAUGGUAGCCAGGAAGGAACUAAAAAUGAAGCAGAGAAAGCGGAGGAAAUAUCACUCGAAUCGGUAUCUGAGAAAACGUCGAAUGAAGAUAAAGAUGUAAACGUUGCAGUGGAAAAUGAGCAACGAGAAGUGAAAUAUGCCAAAGAUAGUUCCAAUGAUGCUAAAUCAGAUGAAGUUGAGACGAGAGACCCAAAUGAAGUUGGUAGCAAAGAAAGUGCAAGCGAACUGAGCUCGGAAGAAAGUCAGGAGAAUCAGUCAGAAUCGGAAAAAUCAAAAGCUGAACUUUUUAGCGAAAAAAGUAAGUUGCCUGAGAAAGAGAAAAGUGAAAAUGACAUCGAAGACCGCGUGAAAUUGGAGGCAAAAGCUGACGGUGUUGACGAAAACAAAGUUAACGCCUCUGAACAAACGGAUGAACAGAAAAUAGCGGGAAAACGUAGCGCUGACUUAGUGUCUUCUGAGGCUGAAGAAAUCCCGAACACUGCCGCAAUAUCAGACGAGAAGUCGAACCUCAAAGGUUCGCUCAGAAACAAAGGACCAAUAAAAACUGCCAAAAAAACUAGGCGAGACAAAGUGAAACAUUCAGCUGAAGAAAUGUAAAUAUUAAAUUAUGAAUUCCUUCACCCUAGCUUUUUCACAUCAGAUCAACAAUUUUGGGAAAAACUAAUUAAAUGAGG